AUGCCAUCCGCCUUGCCUGUGCCUUCUAAAGGUGCAUUGCGAGCACUUCGCAACAUCGCCCUUGGAACAUCUUGCACAGUCGCAUUCAGCACUGGUAUGCUAACAGAGGACCGUCGACGACGAAUACACGGUGCGAAAUUAGUACACGACAAUGCCAAGAAACUUAAAUCCUCAAGGCAUUACCACGAAUCGAGUUCACAUUUGGCAGAAACGUUUGAGGAGCAGGUUUUGAGGUAUAAGGAUGAUGGAUUUUGGCAGGCUGGCAGCACCGCCUCGAGCGAUGCCCAAAGUUCCGAGGUGGUUCUGGUCAAGGAUAAAACGGCUGGCGAGACUACAGAGCCGGUAACUUCAAUACCACCUUCUAUUCCGUUUAAACCGCCACGAAUCGAAAGACUGCCCUCCCCGAAAAAACCAGAUCAUGCACAAAAGCCUGAAUAUAUCGAUGAAGAUCGUCAGCUGCGCCUGGCAAAUGACAUACAGCAGAUUCUUGGAGAAGAGAAGGACCCAACUGCCAUAGGUUCUGCAUUGCGCCGAUUCUCAGAGGCAUUCGAGGAAGGUUUGGAUACAGGAUCUAGUGGCAUGCAAACAUGUCUCUUAGAAGCAGCAAUUGUACUAUCUACGGCCUGUCGGACGAACUCUAUGGUGGACAAAAUGGAGAAAAUUCUUGACAUUGUUCUAAAAUCUACUACGCUUUCUGAGUCUGACUUCAAGCGAUUCGAGCCACAUAUCAUCAUUGAAUCUCUAUUAAAGAACCCGAAUAGUGGGGCUGGCCUCGAUAUCUAUCUUUCUAAGCUGCGAAAAGCUUCUGCUUUGUGCCUUAUGGAGUUCAAGGAGAAGCCAGGGCCACUCUCAAACAAAAUGAGACCCGUCCUAGUAGAAACUUGCAAUUUGACCUGCCGUUUCGACAUGUUUGAUUUGACCAAGCAACUAUUCUGGCGCAUUGAGGCUACCCGUGGGAAAACACCUAAUCACGCCAUUGGAUCUUUUAUAAUCGCCGAAAUACAGACCAAACAAUUCCGUAAUGCUGUCUCUCAAUUCUUGAGAUAUUUCAUCAAGUCAACACCAAGCCAAGAAGAACUCUACCGUGUUACAGAUGCUUUAUUCGAGAGAGCGCUUGAACUGAAGCAUUUUGCCAGAGCUGAACAGAUCCUGAUUGAGGCGACGAAAUUGAUCAAAAGCGACCAGUUCACAAGGUCGAACAACUGGUUUCAAAAACUACUCGGCACCGAAUGGCGCAGGAAACGGAAUAUUCGUGAAACUCAAGAGAGGUUCGAUCGCCUUAAGACAGCCAUACCGACACUUUGUCGCCCACAAGCUGCAUAUGCCGUCAUCAUCCAGUUAUGUGUAGAAGCAGGAGAUUUUGGAGCAGCGGGCAAAUACCACGAACAACUAUUUCAAAUAAGCGGUUCAUGCGAAGAUGAUAUUCUCAUUCGUGGCCAAAUCGCCCGUGGCAAGGCGAUGUGUGAGGAGUGGGAUGAUGUGAAAGCCAAUUUCGCUGAAAUGGCAAAACUCAACCCCAGAAACAAAGUCUAUGGCGAUAUCUUUCCACCAAUUCUUAAAUUGUAUGCCAAAUCACAUUCCGUGGCCGAGACAGAGAAAUUUCUUCGUUGUUUCCUUGAACAAUACCAAGUACCUUUGACACCGUAUGCUUCCAACAUCAUGAUCGGCGAAUAUGCAAAAGCCAAAGAACUUAGUUCCAUCCUUCGUUGGAUAGAAUAUGCAACCUCUGUUUCUACAUGUUUUGACGCUGAUUCGUUCAAUAACAUCCUGAGCCAGCUUUAUAAGACGUGGGAUUUCAAUUUCGAGCAAGUAUAUGAAGUACAUCGUGCGAUGUUGAAAUCUUCUAUGGACUAUACAAAUGAUUUCACCUUAGCGCAUCUGCGUCAACUUGCUCUUAAAGAUUCGAAAGGCAACCGAGAAGUCGCUGCUAAGAAAUUAAGGGUUAUUCCGAGAGGGACUAGAUCUAUAAUGGAUGAUAAUUACCCUCGGCGGCAAAUUUUUGAAGAGAUGGGAAAGGGUAGUUUCGAAAAGGUCGUAGACAUAUAUAAAGCUGCUAGUAGUCAGGAGGUUUAUAUCCAUGGCUCGGUUCUAGCUGCCACAGUAAAAGCGUCGUUGCAUUUGAACAACGGCGAUUCCCACAUGGCUAUCGAGCUACUCAGAGAAGCUAAACGGAAAGGUUAUGCUUUGGACGAUGCCUUUAUUACGCUUCUUACUCAUCGACUGCCAAAGUUUAUGGAGUCUGCUGGAAGCAGUCGUCUAAUUAUGUUCUUAACUUCUGCCAGAGAAGCGAUUGCCAAGGCAGAAGACCAUGGGCUUACUAUCACAGAAAACGUGUUCAAUGAGGUCACCAAUAUCCUUGUCAAGAACGCAUUUUUUCGAGACGCAAUAGUGUUCUGGACGGAAGCCUCCAGGACUCAUAGCGCAACAGUUCGACCUAAUGUUGUCAGCCUUACCAUCCUUCUCAAGGCUUAUAUUGCCAUCAAAGAUCCCAGUGGCAUCAUUUGGAUCACGAAGAUGUUAUCUAUUCAUCAAAUCAUACCGGAUGGGCGAAUGAGAAGCAUUCUGAAAAACACGCGACAAAUACUGCGGAAAAGGAAGUUAAAUUCUAGACAGCAUGAAUUUCUUCAGGCUGUAGAAGAAGCUUUUGUAAUAUUUGCGAUGAUGCGAGAAAAUGAUUACAAGGAGAAAAUUAACGCUAGAAGCAAAACUCUUGAAAUCAUGGAGAGAGCUAUUGCUACACAGAAGCCACCCUCGGAACAAGAAAUCAAUAACUGGGAUGACUUUGAGGAGGAAAGUUUAGACUUGAAUGAACGAGAUCAAUCUGUUCAAGGACCAAUAGACGGAGGUUCGUUUUGA
Molecule: messenger RNA, 2856 nt
Organism: Sclerotinia sclerotiorum 1980 UF-70
Lineage: Eukaryota; Fungi; Ascomycota; Leotiomycetes; Helotiales; Sclerotiniaceae
Exons: 1
Coding region: 1-2856 (951 amino acids)
Molecular function (GO): protein binding
Source: RefSeq, a predicted model, not a curated record